Messenger RNA from Exophiala viscosa, 1332 nucleotides. RefSeq names its product WD40-repeat-containing domain protein. The transcript is spliced from 2 exons. NCBI's taxonomy places the organism in Eukaryota, Fungi, Ascomycota, Eurotiomycetes, Chaetothyriales, Herpotrichiellaceae. Gene Ontology annotation, biological process: maturation of SSU-rRNA from tricistronic rRNA transcript (SSU-rRNA, 5.8S rRNA, LSU-rRNA). Bases 1 to 1332 code for a protein of 443 amino acids. Gene Ontology annotation, molecular function: protein binding. The record is from RefSeq and is a predicted model, not a curated record. Gene Ontology annotation, cellular component: small-subunit processome; nucleolus.
AUGAAAAUCAAGUCUUUGACGAGGCCGCCGCCGCCUCCGGGCGACGGUGCGAUGCGGCAACCACGAAAUCUCGAUCCCUCUCACCAUCCUUUCGAACGUGCCAGAGAAUACACAAGAGCGCUCAACGCAGUGAAGAUGGAACGCAUGUUCGCGGCGCCAUUUGUCGGCCAACUAGGUGAGGGUCACGUCGACGGGGUGUACUCCAUGGCGAAAGACCCUGGUUCACUGGAGAGAUUUGCCAGUGGUAGUGGUGAUGGUGUUGUAAAAGUCUGGGAUUUGACCUCUCGUGAGGAAAUAUGGAGCGCCAGAGCACAUGAAAAUGUUGUCAGAGGCAUGUGUUGGACUCCCGACAGAAAGGUGCUGUCUUGUGCCACCGACAAGACCGUAAAGGUAUGGGAUCCAUACAACGGAGAGAAAAAGGGCUUUCCUCUAGCCACCUAUCUUGGGCAAGGCGCGUUUACAGACAUCUCACAUCAUCGAAAUCUCCCCUCCUUCGCUGCCUCAUCAAGCUCGAUUUCCAUCUACGAUCUCUCGAGGCCUUCAUCAGGACCCAGUCAGGUACUGAGAUGGCCAACCUCAACCGACACCGUGACAGCCGUCUCUUUUAACCAAACCGAAACGUCGGUCCUGGCUUCUGCCGCCCUCGACAGGUCAAUCGUACUGUAUGACCUCCGGACCUCCGAACCUCUCUCAAAAGUGACGAUGAGAUUGGCAUCGAACGCCAUCUCAUGGAAUCCGAUGGAGGCUUUUAACUUUGCUGCGGCAAAUGAAGAUCACAACAUCUAUAUAUUCGAUAUGCGCAAAUUGGAUAGGGCUCUCAAUGUCCUGAAGGACCACGUUGCCGCAGUCAUGGAUGUGGAGUUCAGCCCGACAGGCGAAGAAUUGGUCAGCGCAUCGUAUGACCGCACAAUCCGGCUGUGGAAUAGGGAUCGGGGACAUUCCAGGGAUGUCUACCACACAAAGAGAAUGCAGAGGGUGUUCUCAGCACGGUUCACUGCCGAUAACAAUUACGUUCUAUCCGGAUCAGACGAUGGCAAUGUCAGAGUAUGGCGAACGAAUGCUUCCAGCCGAAGUGGCGUCAAGUCGGCAAGACAGAGGCAAAAACUGGAGUAUGACGAGGCUUUGAUCAAGCGGUACGCUCACAUGCCGGAAAUUCGACGUAUCAAGCGUCACCGACAUAUUCCUAAGACUGUCAAGAAGGCGGGCGAGAUCAAGGGUGAAGAAUUGAAAUCAAUCAAGAGGAAAGAGGAGAAUGUGCGGAAGCAUAGCAAGAAAGGUAGUAUGCCUCGCCAGAGCGAGCGAGAAAAGAUGGUGUUGGCUACCGAGAAGUGA